CUUCAGAUGCAAUGAAUAGCGUUUCAGAUACGAUGAGCAACAGUAACCAACUUAUUAAUAAUUUUGAAAGUAAUUUUUUUACAACUUCAGAUGCACUAAGUAGUGCUUCGGACACAAUAAGUAGUAGUGACCAAUCAAUAGUUACGAGUGAAAUUGAAUUACAAGAGACGAAAACAGAAUGUGCACAAUCUAUAGUAGAAGACAAUGGAAUUAAUUUUCAGCCACUAUCCGGAGAGUACGAUCCAUAUUUUAAAAAUUUUACAGAGAUGUCACUUUUUAUAUGA
Molecule: messenger RNA, 284 nt
Organism: Cetraspora pellucida
Lineage: Eukaryota; Fungi; Glomeromycota; Glomeromycetes; Diversisporales; Gigasporaceae
Source: the annotation of a GenBank genome assembly